This is a messenger RNA of Cryptococcus deneoformans JEC21, 748 nucleotides long. Its product is annotated as expressed protein. NCBI's taxonomy places the organism in Eukaryota, Fungi, Basidiomycota, Tremellomycetes, Tremellales, Cryptococcaceae. The transcript has 3 exons. Bases 118 to 663 code for a protein of 181 amino acids. The record is from RefSeq and is a predicted model, not a curated record.
AUUCAGUAUCGUUCUUCUCUCCAUCAACUAUUAAUUCUCCUUUAUUCAUCUCUUCGUCGCUUCAUCUAUACUUUUUCAUCCAUUUAACGUCUACAUUUGUCCAUUUAAACAGCAACAAUGGCAGUCCUUCAACAGGCUCUUGCGCCCUUUACCCUCAAGGGAUUCUAUCUUCUCACUUGGGGGACGGCAUUGGGCUCCAAUGUCUACAAAACUCUUUCCAGUUAUCGAAUUUUUAAGGCUCUCCCGCGACAGACAUUUGGUACUCUUCAAUCUUAUCUAACGCCACUCUAUUUUUCGUUUUCCUCGAUUACUACAUCUGCCCUUCUUCUCACCCAUCUCUAUUUCCAUCCAUCUUUGAUCUCUUCGCCUCGGGUUGAGCCACACUGGCUAACUUCUGAGGAGGGUCGACAGGGCCUGUUGAUCGUGGCCGGCCUUGUGCCUCAAGUAUUGAACUGGCUUGUCGUUGGGCCUUUGGCGAACAGUGUUGUAUUUGAAAGACACAGAUUGGAGAGGGUAGAGGGAAAGGAAUAUGACGAAGCCAACCCUUCGGAUGCCAUGAACAAAGUGAACAAAAAGUUCACUACCUUGCACACCAUUAGCUCUGUCCUUGACACAGCUGCCCUCCUCGCACUUGCAGGUUUGGGUCUUGUUGUUAGCAUGUAAGGAGCUGCCUACCGGCAAACGUAAAUGUCUAGAAGUCGAAGUUCGAAGAACAAACAAUCAUAUGCAGCACGCUUCUUCGUGGUGA